This is a messenger RNA of Rotaria sordida, 894 nucleotides long. NCBI's taxonomy places the organism in Eukaryota, Metazoa, Rotifera, Eurotatoria, Philodinida, Philodinidae. The record is from the annotation of a GenBank genome assembly.
AUGAUAACAACAGAUGCUCGAAAUUUUCAUGAUACAAUUGAAGUCAUAUCAGUUAAUGGAAUUCAAAAAUCGAAACAAAGAAUUGAUCAUAUGAUCAUUAAAGCAUUUUUAGCUGGUGUUCUUCUAUCAUUUGGUGGUCUGCUUCUCCUGACUGUAGGCGGUGGCAGUAUUCCAUUAGCUCAGAAUCUUGGCCCUAGUAUUCACAAACUGAUACAAGGUAUUGUAUUUCCUAUUGGUCUCGUUUUGAUUGUUGUUACUGGUGCUGAUUUAUUUACUGGUAAUACUAUGAUAUUAAUUAUAUCAACAUUACAAAGAAAAACAACAUGGUUGGAUCUUAUCAUUUCAUGGAUAGUUUCAUUUUUUGGAAAUCUUGCCGGUUGUAUAUUCUUUCAGUUUAUACUUGUUUACUAUGCAGGUCUUCUUUCUAAUGAUCCUUAUCGUUCAUUUACUAUACAACUUGCCGAGACAAAAGGUAAUAUUACAUGGCAUGAAAUAUUUUUAAGAGGUAUUGGUGGUAAUUGGCUUGUAUGUCUUGCAAUAUGGUUAGCUACAAGUGCACGUGACUUAUAUUCAAAAAUAAUCGGUAUUUAUCUGCCUAUCUGUGUUUUUAUUGCUGUUGGAUAUGAACACUCUAUUGCUAAUAUGUUUACAGUUCAAAUGGGUAUGAUAUUGGGUGCUAAUUUGUCCGUUGGAAAAUAUAUUUUACAUGUAUUGAUACCAGUUACACUUGGAAAUAUUAUAGGUGGAGGAGGUUUUGUUGGUUUUGUAUAUUGGUACCUUGAUUGGGCGAAAAGGUCCAAUAUUAAUGCUAGGGUUAAUAAUAGAUCUACGGCAAGUGCUAUUUAUCAAAUCGUAAAACAGCAUAAUGACUUAGAUCUAUCUCAACAACUGUAA